AUGGUCAGAAGCACCCCAGAUACAAAUAUUACUAAUGUUCUGUGCAACUCAGGCGAGUACACGGCCGGCGAUCCUUUUGCGACCAGUCUUGCUUAUACUCUCGACGAAUUACAGACUACCACUCUAAAGCGUCAAAACUAUGAUUUCUACAAUAUUUCUCCUUACCCUAAUGCUUUUGCAUAUGGGCAUGGUUCUUGUAACAAAAAUCUCACGAGUUCGGACUGUGGUGUGUGUCUCGGUGCUGCGAAGACGGCCAUGGGAGAAUCAUGUCCAAGCAGGAUUGGUGCUCGAGCCGUGCUUUAUGAUUGUUCAAUUAGGUAUGAGCAAUACCCAUUUACUGAUUAA
Molecule: messenger RNA, 345 nt
Organism: Morus notabilis
Lineage: Eukaryota; Viridiplantae; Streptophyta; Magnoliopsida; Rosales; Moraceae
Product: antifungal protein ginkbilobin-2
Exons: 1
Coding region: 1-345 (114 amino acids)
Cellular component (GO): plasmodesma
Source: RefSeq, a predicted model, not a curated record